UGUUAAGGGGAAGGCAGGGGAUACCAAGUUAGGAAUUUUUCUUUAGUAAUUGUGCUUUUCUUAUGAGUUCUUUAUCUUAUAGUUAUCUUAUUGCAGCUGUGUCACAGCAAUGGCAACUACAGUUUUCCAGGAGUUUCAAGAAGACAAUACGUAUUCACCGUUUUUGGCAGAUGACUUUGAUGUUCAAAAGCAUGCCAGCCAGUUGGUUCAGGGUGUCAUUAUUGCAGAGCAACUGAAUAAACUUACUUUAGGAAUCAAUCGACUGGAGCGUGAGAUUGAAAGUCAGGUUGGUAGUCACUACGAGGAUCUCCUGUCUCAGGCCACAGGAGUGGAGACUUUGGAAGAUGUGCUAAAUACUAUGCACACCAGAAUCCAGACAUUGUUAGCUGGAGUAGAGCGGUUAAGAGUGAGGGUGGUGGAUCCGUACCAGAGAGUAGAGAGACACACACUGGUUCUUGGCCGACUUCAAGCGACAUGUGAACUUCUGAGACGUGUCAUCCGUUGUCUGAUGUUGUCACAGAGGUUGCAGCAACAGCUAUCAAGUGAACCCAGGGAUAUUACCAAGGCUGCAAUUAGCCUCAGUGAACUAGAUCACUUGGGUCGAGAUGUGGAUCUGACAGGACUGGAAGUGCUAGAGCGGGAUCAGAGGCUGGUGCGACAAGCACGCUCAGAUGUUGAAAAACAAGCAGUUGUCAUGAUGGACCGGGGUAUGGAGCUUCAAAAUCAGACACAGGUUGGAACUGCUCUACAAGUCUUCCAUAAUUUAGGGAUCCUGGUACCAAGUGUAGAAAAAGUGUUGGAUACCCUGAUUACUAGACUUAACAAGAGUGUUUCACAAACCUUAGAUGUGAAUUCUCUCCUGCAGGUUUGCCAGGAUACUAGAAAAAGUGGUCCUGGGAAAGCUAUCAUGCCUGGGCCAGGGCAGUCAGUACAGUUCCGAGCCUCUCUCUGGUCUAACCUCGAGAAACUGAUGGACGAUAUUUACCAUGCUUGUGUGCAAACCUCACAUCUUCACAAGGUUCUAGCAAAGAAGAGAGACCCUGUGAGCCACGUGUGUUUUUUAGAGGAAGUACAGCGCCAUAGUAGAAGUGAUCUCUUUACAAGAGUAUGGCUUAAUAUUACCCGGAUCUUAACAGAAGAGUUCGCUAAAGCUGCUCAAGAGUCGACCUUCAUUCGUCAGUAUUUAGAAGUUGACUACCCCAAGCUGAUCCGCCUGUAUGGUGAUCUCUGGCGGAGGUUGAAGGGCAUUAGUAUGGAGAUGAGAAAUGUUAACACAGACAUCACAUCAUGUGUUGUAGAUGGGAAUAUUGAAGAUAAAGAUGAAGCUGAUAAUAUUGGUAGAAAUACCCAAGAAUUUGAUCCAGAACAAACUUUGAGAGGUAGUCUUGUACCCCUAGAGGAAGCCUAUUUAUCACGCUCUCGCUCGAGACUCUUAGAUCCAGUAAAUCUUAUGUUUGCUGCUCAGGAUGCACCACCUGCUAAAGAAGAAGUUGAUGCUCUUAUAAAAACAAUUACAAGUGAGCUGAAUGUGUCUGCAGUUGAUACAUCACUGAGUGAGACUGUCGCUCAAAAUGUAGCUGAAUCUCUUCAGUUGUUCUGUGUGAAGUGCAGACAGUUAAUUGUGACUAGUGGUGAGGCUAGCCAAGUUAUUGGUCCUCCCACACCUGCACAAAGCUUGAAUGGUGCAGUGGUAAAUCAACUUUUGUAUGUUAGGAGUCAAGUGGAGCGCACUGCAUCAGCCACCCUCGCUCACCUGCCUCAGCCUGUCACCACUAUGUUACUACAGGCAUUACCUUCCAUUGAUUCAGUGAUGUCUUCUGCAGUACAACCACUCUUUGAUUCCAUUACUGAUGCUAUAGAAGCUAUUAUUCUCACUGUGCACAGUGAAGACUUCUCAGGAAAUGACACUAAAGGAACGGAUUCGCAAUGUUCGCUGUACAUGAAGGAACUUCAGGGAUUCAUCACCAGAGCAGCAGAUGAUUAUCUCUGCAUCUAUCAUCCCUCAAGCAUCAUCAAGGAGAAGAUUCACACACUGGCCUGCCGUUGCUUAGAUCUGUUUGUACGUCAUGCAAGUUUACUACGACCUAUCGGUGAAGGUGGAAAGUUGCGUCUUGCUGCGGACUUUGCCCAGAUGGAAAUGGCAAUCAGUCCUCUGUGCAGUCGACCUUCAGAGCUCGGUCGACCGUACAGAAUUGUGAGAUCUUUUAGACCGCUGUUGUUCCAGACCAUUCAACAUGUCAUUGCUUCUCCCAGCAUUGGAGAUGUUAUUCCCUACUCUACUGUUCUACACUUCCUCUUUGCCAGGGCCCCACCGGAGUUAAGAUCUCCCCAUCAAACUGCUGGCUGGUCUGUUAGUCGCUACAGUAACUGGUUGGAUGAGCACCAGGAUGAGCGAGAGCGUUUGCAACUUGUCAGAGGGGCUCUGGAAGCUUACGUGGCUAGUGUCAGGUCACGCCACCUUACACAGUUUGCUUCAGUUUAUCCUCCUAUGCUCAAACUCCUAGAGAAGGGAAUGGUUGCUCAUGGACUAACAACAACUUCAUAGCCUUAUUCAAAGUUUAUCUGUGUAAUGUAAUUGUCUAAAUGGGCAUCCUGGGAAUUGUGUAUUGCUAAUAUUACCUGAUUUUGCAUUUAAUGUGGGAUGUGCCUACAGGAUGCUGUCCAUGACAGCCUAGUUGAUCAGGCAGUUAACAAGGAUUAUCUACUUCAUGCCAGGCUGUGAGAGUUGAGGAAACUUCUAAAUUGGUUUCAGGUAUCAUGUUUUUAAGAUUGUACAAGAGUAAAUUUUUUAACUUUU
Molecule: messenger RNA, 2797 nt
Organism: Cherax quadricarinatus
Lineage: Eukaryota; Metazoa; Arthropoda; Malacostraca; Decapoda; Parastacidae
Source: RefSeq, a predicted model, not a curated record